GAAGCUGUGUGCCAGACGUAACAACACUCGGUUUAACGUAACUGAGGAAGGAUCUCUGGGAUUAAAAAAAGACAAAGUAAAAGCUGAGCGAAGAUUGAAAUACACAAGAACAGAGACUUUAAAUCGCCAUAUUAUAAUAAGAACUUGAAACCGUGUAUGAGGACUUUGAAACGGAGUUUUCUAGACGACAGACUUGGAAGUUGGAGCAGAGCGGAAAACAUCCAGCUCAGCUGAGCCUGCGCUACCUUCACUAGCCACACGCUAACCCAGCUAGCAAAGUGUAACAGAGCUGUGAACUUGCUUUCAAAUCACGGAACUUGAGAUCCAGUCACAAGCUCAGGCUCUGUGAGAAACCAGGGACUUGCUUAAUGAAUUAUGUCUGCCACAAGCAUUGACCCUCAGAGAUCAAAGGGACAAGCAUCAAAAGUGCAAAAUGGUUCAUUGCAUCAGAAGGAGACUGUCCAUGACAACGACUUUGAGCCAUACCUCACUGGUCAAUCGACUCAGAACAACAGUUACCAGUCCAUCACCGACCCCUACAUGUCCAGCUACUAUGCACCCUCCAUUGGAUUUCCUUACCCCCUCAGUGAAGCUCCUUGGUCCACAGGUGGAGAUCCACCCAUUCCAUACCUCACUCCAUAUGGACCCUUGAGCAAUGGAGACCAUCACUUUAUGCCGGACACCGUGUUUGGCCAGCCUGGUGGCCUGGGAAGUAGUAUCUAUCCUCACCGAUUUAACUUUUUACCUGAAAACCCUGCUUUCUCUGCUUGGGGAACAAGUGGAUCCCAGGGGCAGCAGACACAAAGUUCAGCUUACGGUGGCAGCUACAGCUAUCCUCCCAGCUCUCUAGGAGGCACACUGGUACCUGAUGCUCAGACAGGCUUUCACGGUGACACCCUCAAUAAGGCCCCUGGUAUGAACAGCCUGGAACAGGGCAUGGUUGGAUUGAAGAUUGGAGGUGAUGUUACUGGCCAGGGGUCAGGAGUAAAGGCUGUAGGAUCUGUGAUUGGUGGAGCUGCAGUGACAGCUACAGGGAAUGGAGCUACACCUAUUGGACUGCCCCCACCCAAACCCACUUCUUGGGCAGCAAUUGCCAGUAAGCCAGCCAAACCUCAGCAGCUGAAAGCCAAGGUGAAGCCAGGGAUGCCCAAUCCAGGAAUAGCUCUGCCUCCCCCACCCAUCAAACACAAUAUGAACAUUGGAACCUGGGACAAGGCCCCAGUAACUAAAGUACCCACAGCUCCACUGCAACAACAGCCUCUUGGCCUCCCUCAUGCCAUGCCACCUCAGGCUCCCAUGCAGCAAGGACCCAUGCAGCCUCCCCCUCCCCAAUCUUUGGUGCAACCUCAGAUGCAACCAAUGGCCUUACAGCCCCAGCCGCCCCAUCACCAACACCAUCAGCCACUGCCUCAAACCUACCAAAACCACACCCAGCCCCCAUCCCAGACCCGUUGGGUUGCACCACGCAACCGCAACCAAGGAUAUGGACAUGGUGGCCCUGGGCAAGAUGGUAGUGGUAUGAUGGGUGUCGUUGGUAGUGGUCACAGUGGCAUCCUAAUCUCUGCUAACCAGGGUCCUGGUGGAGAAUCUCACCCUGUUCUCGAGAAGCUGCGUGCCUCCCACAGCUACAAUCCCAAGGACUUUGAAUGGAACCUGAAGAAUGGCCGUGUUUUCAUCAUAAAGAGCUAUUCUGAGGACGAUAUCCAUCGCUCCAUCAAGUAUUCCAUCUGGUGCAGCACAGAGCACGGCAACAAACGCCUGGACUCAGCUUUCCGGGCCAUGAAUGGGAAAGGCCCUGUGUACUUGCUGUUCAGUGUCAAUGGCAGUGGUCAUUUCUGUGGUGUGGCAGAGAUGCGUUCACCAGUGGACUAUGGCACCAGUGCUGGUGUGUGGGCACAGGACAAAUGGAAGGGGAAGUUUGAUGUAGACUGGUUGUUUGUUAAGGAUGUGCCGAAUAGCCAGCUCCGCCACAUCCGCCUGGAGAACAAUGACAACAAACCAGUGACCAACUCCCGUGAUACCCAGGAGGUUCCUCUGGAGAAGGCCAAGCAGGUGCUCAAGAUCAUCGCUACCUACAAACAUACCACCUCCAUCUUUGAUGACUUUUCCCACUAUGAGAAGCGGCAGGAAGAGGAAGAGGAGGUGCGCAAGGUGGGUUUUUGGACGUUUGAACCUGCUCCAAUACAGAACCGUUCUCGGUUGGAUCAGGAGCGCCAAAACAGGAAUAAACAAUAGAAAACAUUUGUUCUUGGCUUGAUCAACAGUUACACUAGGACAUUUGAUUAAAGAGACAGAAGAAAAAUAAAAUGCAAAUACAACAAAGCCCUUCAUGUGUUUUCUAUUUAAUCCUAGUGAAUCUCUGCCAUCGUCACGACUUGUGCUCUUUUUUUUUGCCCAAUGUACCACUGACUUGUGCAGGGAUAACAAGCUGAUUUAAUGUGUUCCCUAUAGCCACCACAUCACCCUGUAGUUUUUGUUUAAAGAAAGCAUUUUUUUCUUCCCGUUCUCAAAAUUUCAUGCUCUUCUUUCAUUGGAUGUUUUUUGUUUGUUUUUGUUUUUGUUUUUGUCUCUCACACACUGGCCCCAGACCUCUCCUCUUCCAAUCUAAUCAGGGUUUGACUGCACCAUGGACAAUAAAAUCUGCCACUUUAUAUUUCAGUACAAUCAGGAAUGGAUCUGUCCUGCCCCUGUUUGCCCAUUUGGGGGCACCAUUGCCAUGUUUCGGAGAUUUUACUGUGCCAACAGGGUUGGAGGAUCCCAAAGGCAGUGUCAGACUUGGAACUGUGAGCGAAUAAAACUUCAGUGGUUUAUCUAUUUUUCAUUCAAAUUGACAAAAUCUCUAUUUUUUGGCUUACUACUGACUUUUCAUUUCAGAAGCCUGUUUUCUGGAGCCUUAAUUUGUUUUUUCCGUGAUUAUCAUUACUUUUCAAAAGAACUCAAACAAGUGGCUGCUGGAGAAAUCAGGGAUAGUGUGAAGUCACACGGGACUUGAGACAUUUCAGAGGAGGAAUUGCAAAGGCCUCUGGGAAGGAAAUAACUGAUGUAUCUUUGACAACCAGAACUAUUGAAAUCUGAAAUUGUACUAUUGACAACCCUCACACCCCUGUGCUCUAUUUUACUGAUUUUUAUCUUGAAAGGUUUUUGUAUGUUUAAUGAGGAGAUUGUGCUUGUGUUCACAACCCGGUCUGAGAAUUGUUGUGCCCAUUUUUGAAUUGUUUUAUAAUCAUCACCAUGUAAUGAUGGACCUGCUAUGGUUGAAUGAACUGUUGCUUUGCAUUUUUCUGUUGGACUAAAAGGGGGGAGGGUUCACAUAUUUGUCCACUGUCAUUCUGUCUUAAUCCUCUGUUUUUGUUGUUUUGAAUCUGACUUUGCCAAGUCAUUCAUAUCUGUCGUAAUGCUAAGCUUUAACGUAGGAGCUUAUAUAAUCAUGGAGAAAGCCUAAAAAUGUGUAACCUAAAAAUUAAUGUAACUGAUUUAAUAUCGAGUAAGAAAAAAUAAGAAUGAAAAGUGCUUUCUGUGUGUGUUUUGGUUGUUGCAAAAAAGAAAAAAAUUUACAUUGGAGCCUUUGACUAUGAUACAGUGAUGUAUGUUCACAUAUGCCAUGGAGGAAGAUUUUAUAACAUGUAAAAGAAAAAAAAAGUGAUGCGUGUGCCCAUGCAUGGCAAGUCUGCUGGAAAUGUGAGACUAUUAAUCCUGCAGCUGAAUGUGAGGUGAGUGUGGUAAAGUUUUGGUGAUGGGGCCUUUAAGAACAGUGUCCCCCUGUUUUCUUGCCAGUUUUGAGAACAUUCAAACAUUUAAAAUGACCUUAUUUCCUUCAUUAGUUAAAAAUUUUAAUUUCAGUAUUUUCUGUAUUGCAAGAUGGAGAGAAUAAUGCUGCUAACAAGUAUUGCUGUCUUGUACUUUGUAAGGGAUCUUUACCAAUUUUGUUAAGUUUUAUUGUUUUUAGAGUUUAAACCUUGGUUAACAAGUAUUUCUGUCGACCAGAUAAUCAAAUCUCAGUUUCUCACUUUCUAUUGAAAUAAGUUUGAAAAGAUAUUUCUAAUACCUGCUAAUGAUCACUGGCUAAACUGAUGUUAAUAGUUUGGCCUUUUCGGAUUCUUAGAUAUGUGUGCUCUGCCUUGAUUCUGGUGGACGUAUUGCACUUUGCUGGGGUCACAUCACAAGUAUGACUGUGUGCUUUACAGCAGUUUUACAGAUGGGUGAAGCUGAUCAUACCCUAUAAGCCCCUGACUUUCCCCCUCUUUAGCUGUACUAUUCAAUACGUUGUCAAUACGAGCAAUACAGUGCGACGCUUUUCACAUGUUUGCCUUGGCAGUACCACGCUCUCAGCCAGCGUAGAGUCAGAGGCCAGAAAAUUAAGGAUGCCAUCAAAGACUGAGACAUAGCCACAUCAGUCCUGUCCUCAGGAAGCUAGAAGCGGUUGGAAUUACAGUAUAGGGCAAUACAUGCACGUUGGUAAUUGUCACAAGUUGUUUGCUGUAACAGACACGUCACGAUAGCCAUGAGAGUAAUAUCUAUCAACACACUACGAAAGAAAUGACAAAUAUAAAGUGAUUAUCUUAUAGAAUGCAGUUGUAGUGGGCAUCACUUGUUGAAAAGAUCAAUCUUGGUUUUUCUUUAUUUAGGAAAUCGAGCCUUAAUAAACUGGUCUUUCUGCAA
This is a messenger RNA of Thalassophryne amazonica, 4659 nucleotides long. Its product is annotated as YTH domain-containing family protein 1-like. Bases 376 to 2235 code for a protein of 619 amino acids. The record is from RefSeq and is a predicted model, not a curated record. Gene Ontology annotation, biological process: mRNA destabilization. Gene Ontology annotation, molecular function: mRNA binding; N6-methyladenosine-containing RNA reader activity. The transcript has 6 exons. Gene Ontology annotation, cellular component: cytoplasm. NCBI's taxonomy places the organism in Eukaryota, Metazoa, Chordata, Actinopteri, Batrachoidiformes, Batrachoididae.